Messenger RNA from Morus notabilis, 1537 nucleotides. RefSeq names its product protein GrpE. Gene Ontology annotation, biological process: protein folding. The transcript is spliced from 3 exons. Lineage: Eukaryota; Viridiplantae; Streptophyta; Magnoliopsida; Rosales; Moraceae. Gene Ontology annotation, molecular function: adenyl-nucleotide exchange factor activity; protein-folding chaperone binding; protein homodimerization activity. Bases 258 to 1289 code for a protein of 343 amino acids. The record is from RefSeq and is a predicted model, not a curated record. Gene Ontology annotation, cellular component: chloroplast.
CAAAAGUCCCAACACUUUGACCCUCGACCCUCGACCCACGACCCUCGACCACUGAAACAAACGGUCCAGAUGAAGACAGACCCCAUUUCAUUUACCCAUUACUCUCCCCCCACUAUCUUCUUUUUCUUCUUCAUCUUCACUGUUAACGGAACUGAAAAGCGAAAGCAUUGCCUGCCGCUUAAUAAAACUAAUCCUUAUUUCCACUCCCUUUUCCUAUAUUGCAACACUCCUCUCUCUUUGAGCUUUCGCCCAUAGCCAUGGCCGCUCUCAGCACUCCGUCGUUGCAGGCCUCGCUCCAGCCGUUUCAAUCGCGUCUUCUGCCGAGCUACCCCAGGGCGUUUCGCGUUUCGUUCUCAGAGAGAAACGGCAGCAUACCCUCUCGCGCUCUCAGCUGCCUGCGGUUCUCUCGCUCGCCGUCCCUGCCGUUCGUGAAGUUCGCACCUUUUGCUUCCCGCGGAGAAACUGAAGCUACUGAGACCGAAGAAAUUCUGGAACAACCUUAUGCCGAGGAAACUCCGGAUGUUGUUGGUGGUGCGGAAGGUGGCAUUAGUGAUGAAUCAGAAAGUGAUUCAAGGGAGGAUAUUGAAGAUAAUGCUGAGGAGAAACCUGUUUCAACGGUUGUAGCGUCACUGCAGUUGUACAGAGAAGCUUUAGCCAGUAGUGAUGAAUCUAAAUUAGCUGAAAUAGAAUCUUUUUUAAAAUCAUUUGAAGAUGAAAAAAUAUGCCUUGAAAGGAAACUGGCAUCUUUGUCUGAAGAAUUGUUGAUAGAAAAAGAUCGGAUUUUAAGGAUAAGUGCAGAUUUUGACAACUUUAGGAAGAGGACAGAAAGGGAACGCUCUUCGCUGGUAACAAAUGGUAAAGGGGAAGUUGUUGAGAAUUUGUUGCCUGUACUGGAUAAUUUUGAGAGAGCUAAAGCACAGAUUAAGGUGGAGACAGGAGGGGAGGAGAAGAUCAACAUUAGCUAUCAGAGCAUAUACAAACAGUUAGUUGAGAUUUUAACUUCUCUUGGUGUAGUGCCUGUGGAGACAGUUGGGAACCCCUUUGAUCCCUUGCUGCAUGAAGCAAUUAUGCGGGAGGACUCGAUGGAAUUUGAAGAACGGAUCAUUAUUCAAGAAUUUCGCAAGGGGUUUAAGCUCGGUGAUAUACUGUUGCGUCCUUCAAUGGUUAAAGUAUCGGCUGGUCCAGGGCCUGCAAAGCCGGAGCAAGCACUGCAAGAAGAGGACCAAGAUGUGAGUGACACCACCAAGCAGUGCAUCCCAGAAGCAGAAGCAGAAGCAGAAUCAGCUUGAAGGUAGAAAAUAUUUAAUGCAGAUCCAGUUUUGUAAGAGUUGUCGUUUAUUUGUUGAACUGCUAGUAGAGUUCACAAUUUUUGUGGGGUGUAAUUGUAGCUGGUGGACAUGUUCAUGGAGAAGUUUAUACAAUUUUGAGCCUCUAGGAUUCUUCUUUGAAGAAAGGGAACUUUUCAUUAAUUUGCAAUUGUCUACAAAUAUGUCCUCACGCUUGUACAAUAAUUCUAUUGGAUUGCUAUUUUGUUUAA